AUGUCAUCUCUAUUCGUCGAUCGUCUUCUAUUAAGUUUUAAUAAUGUUAAACAUCGACUUGAAACUCUUUCGAAUCUCUGCCAUACUUAUCGAAAUGCAUCACCUGUUGGUGAUGAUAAUUUAGACGAGUCAGAUCGAUUUAAUGGACCAUAUCUCUCAGAUAUUGAAGAACUUGAAAAGUCCAUUGAACAGAUAUCAGUAUUAAUUGAAAAUCUUCAACAAGAACAAAAUUCCACUGCUGAUUGUCGAGAGUUUUUAAAUUAUCCUCUAUGUAAAAAUGGUUGGACAUUAAAAGAUAUCGAACAACUUGAAGAAGAACAAUAUUUAAAUUUAGAUAUAUUAAAUCAAUUAAGUUUACAUACGAUCAAUGAAGAUGAUACUCAAUUCAAUGAACAAGAACAUAAUUAUGUCGAUACAAAUUCUUCUUUAACAUGUGAUACAAAUAAUAAUCUUCUUAAUCUUCCACCCGAACUUCUUCUUCAUAUAUGUUCAUUUAUUUCUCCUUUCGAACUUCUAACAAAUCUUGCACCUACUUGUCAGUAUUUUGCAAAUUUUAUUUUAACUCGUGUUUAUUCUCAUCUUGAUCUUUCGAAAAUAAUCUCUGUCUUUGACAUUACUCAUUUACUUUCUUAUUUAUCGUAUCUUCGAUCUAUAAAAUUUAUUGAUUGGGAAAAUGAUAUAAGUAUUCUUACAUGGGCUAUAUGGUUUGAAAGAAUAGCUAGAACAACUUCUGAUCUUUAUACAAUACGUUUUCAUAAUGUUCUUAUAUCUCCAAUAUUAAUUUGUCUUAUUAUUGAAUAUUUUCCUCAUUGUUUACAAACAAUUAUAUUUGAUUCUCAACAAAAUAAAACCUAUGAAAAAUUUGAUUUAGUUCUUGCAUUACUAGCUGAUAAUAAAAUUCAACUUAAAAAUAUUACUGCAUCCUAUCAAUUGGGAAUAACUAGUUUUGGUAUAUUCGAACUUGUUAGUAAUUUAAAUACAAUUGUUGAAUUAAAUUUACUUUAUAUUGAAGCAUUUGAUGAUGAGACAAUAAAAAUUUUGUGUGAUAAACACAAUAAACAUUUAGAAAUUCUUAGAAUUGAUGGUACACAAUUAUCAGAUAAAGCAUUAGAAUAUAUAAAUUAUUGUCGAAAAAUUAGAUCAAUUACAAUUGAAGUUUGUACAAAUAUGACUGGUUCAAAUUUUUCUAUAUUUCAAAAUUUUUGUAAUCUUAAAGAAUUAUGUUUAUCAAAAUUAACUAUUAUUCCACUUGAAUCAUUCCAAUUACUUUUUAAUAGAAAGCAUAUUUUUGAACAUUUGAUCGUACUCAAAUUAGACGAAUGUCAUUCAAUUGAUGAUAAUUGUAUUCAAGCAAUUAUUACUAUGUGUCCUCAUUUAAUUGAUUUGACUUGUUCAUGGGCAUAUAAUCUUACUGAUGAUAGUUUUAAUGUAAUUGUCAAGCAAUGUCGUUAUCUUCGUCGUUUAUCAUUAUUAGGUUGCCAUCAAAUCUUUGGUUUUAUAUUGAAGGAUGUACCUGAAAAAUAUUUUCAUACUAUUGAAUAUCUUAAUUUUGAACAAUGUAAUCAAAUUGAAGAUCAUAUAUUAUAUGAUUUAUAUAAGAGAAAAAAAUCAAUAUCGAUUUAUAAUUAUUAUGGAUUUUCUAUAGAAGAUGAUGAAUAA
Molecule: messenger RNA, 1659 nt
Organism: Adineta steineri
Lineage: Eukaryota; Metazoa; Rotifera; Eurotatoria; Adinetida; Adinetidae
Source: the annotation of a GenBank genome assembly